Vombatus ursinus (common wombat) is the source of this 1032-nucleotide messenger RNA. Its product is annotated as peptidase inhibitor 15. Gene Ontology annotation, cellular component: extracellular region. Lineage: Eukaryota; Metazoa; Chordata; Mammalia; Diprotodontia; Vombatidae. Bases 99 to 986 code for a protein of 295 amino acids. The transcript is spliced from 6 exons. The record is from RefSeq and is a predicted model, not a curated record.
AGCUGUUAGCAGCUCCUGGGGCCAGCCGCGUCAAAACUAGCAAGAGUUUUUGCUCUUAGACGGUUUGUAAUAAGACACACUCCUCCUUACAAGGGUUUAUGCCACAACAUAGCAAAGAACUUUUUAAAAAAUUGGAAGGACAAUAUACUCAUUUUGGCAUUGCUCAGAGCAGAGUAAACCCUGUGGCUUCUCCCCUCCUCCAUCCCAAGAUGAUAGCAAUCUCUGCUGUCAGUGGUAUCCUCUUGUUCUCCCUUCUCUAUGAAACAAGUGCAGUCGUCUUACUCAACGCCACUGACUCAUCCUCGCCAACCAAUAACUUCACUGAUAUUGAAGCCGCUCUAAAAGCACAUCUGGAUUCAGCGGAUCUCCCCAAAGUCAGGAGGAAGCGCUACAUCUCGCAGAAUGACAUGAUUGCCAUACUCGAUUAUCACAAUCAAGUUCGGGGCAAGGUGUUUCCACCUGCUGCCAACAUGGAAUACAUGGUUUGGGAUGAAAACCUUGCAAAAUCAGCUGAGGCUUGGGCUGCCACGUGCAUUUGGGACCAUGGACCUUCUUAUUUACUGAGAUUUUUGGGCCAAAAUCUGUCUGUACGAACUGGAAGGUAUCGCUCCAUUCUCCAACUGGUAAAACCAUGGUAUGAUGAAGUGAAAGACUAUGCUUUUCCAUAUCCUCAAGACUGCAACCCCAGAUGCCCUAUGAGAUGUUAUGGACCAAUGUGUACACAUUACACACAGAUGGUCUGGGCUACUUCUAAUCGGAUUGGCUGUGCAAUCCAUACCUGCCAGAACAUGAAUGUUUGGGGAGCUGUGUGGCGGCGAGCAAUUUACUUGGUAUGCAACUAUGCCCCCAAGGGAAACUGGAUUGGAGAAGCACCAUACAAAGUAGGAGUGCCAUGCUCAGCUUGUCCUCCCAGUUAUGGAGGAUCUUGUACUGAUAACCUUUGUUUUCCAGGAGUAACAUCAAACUACUUAUACUGGUUUAAAUAAUUAAAAUUUUCCCCCUUUCUUAUUCAGUAGGAUGGUUUUUGGGAUA